GGAGAGUAUAAAAAGGUUGGGACUCAAGGUCUUCCACUAUCACCUCGCUUGACUCUUCGGCUCCUCCACAAAGGAAUAGAACAACCACCAUCCUGCAAAGAUGUCUGCUGCUGGAUACGGUAACCAGUGCUAUGCCAGCUGUCCUGCAUCUACAGUGACGAUACAGCCACCACCCUUUGUCCUAUCAAUCCCAGGACCAGCACUUUACUGUCCAAACCAAGCCUUCGGCAUUGAGCAAUACAACCCCUGUGCAGGCUCUGGUGGAUAUGGUGCCAUCGGAAGCAGUGGAGGAGGAUUCAGUGGUGGCAGCAGUGGUGGUUUAAGCAUUGGUGGUGGUAUGGGUGGUAGUAGUGGAGGUAUGGGUGGAGGAGGAGGUUUCGGUGGCAUGGGUGGUUUAGGUGGAGGUGGUAUGGGAGGAUCGGGUUAUGGUGGGCGUACUGGUGGCCUGGGUGGUGGUAUUGGCAGUGGUGGUAGAUUGGGAGGUGGUUCAAGUGGUGGUUUGGGUGGUGUUAGCAGUGGUGGCAACAUAGGUGGUGGACGUAGAGGAAGCAUAGGUGGGGGACGAAGAGGCAGCAUUGGUGGUGGAUCAGGAGUCAUCAGUAGUGGUGGGAGUAGAGGCAGCAUUGGUGGUGGCUCAGGAGGCAUAAGUGGUAGUGGAUCAGGAGGCAUCAGUGGUGGUGGACGUGGAGGUAGCAUUGGUGGUGGAUCAGGAGGCAUCAGUGGUAGUGGACGUAGAGGUAGCAUUGGUGGUGGAUCAGGGAGCAUCAGUGGUAGUGGACGUAGAGGCAGCAUUGGUGGUGGAUCAGGAGGCAUAAGUUAUAGUGGGUCAGGAGGCAUCAGUGGUGGUGGACGUGGAGGUAGCAUUAGUGGUGGAUCAGGAGGCAUCAGUGGUGGUGGACGUAGAGGUAGCAUUGGUGGUGGAUCAGGGAGCAUCAGUGGUGGUGGACGUAGAGGCAGUAUUGGUGGUGGAUCAGGAGGCAUCAGUGGUGGAGGACGUAGAGGCAGUAUAGGUGGUGGAUCAGGAGGCAGCAUUAGUGGUGGCAUGGGCGGUAGUGGACGAAGAGGCAGCACCAGUAGUGUUGGCAGUGGAGGGCGAAGAGGGAGUGUAGGUGGUGGCAUGGGUAUUGGAGGAUCAGGAGGCAGCAUGGGUGGUGGUGGCAGCAGCACCACAUACAGCAGUGGCCGUCGAUACAGCGGUGGUCGCCGUUACAGUGGUAGUGGUGGUGGAUAUAGUAGUGGUGGAAUUGGCAGUGGUGGGUAUAGCAGUGGCAGUUAUGGUGGUGGAUACGGCAGUGGUGGAUAUGGCAGUGGUGGAUAUGGAAGUGGUGGAUACGGCAGUGGUGGAUACGGCAGUGGUGGAUACGGAAGUGGUGGAUACGGAAGUGGUGGAUAUGGAAGUGGUGGAUAUGGCAGCAGUAGCAGAUAUGGUGGUGGAUAUGGUAGCGGUGGAUAUGGCAGUGGCGGAUACAGCAGCGGUGGAUAUGGAAGUGGUGGAUAUGGAAGUGGUGGAUAUGGCGGCAGUGGCAGAUAUGGUGGCAGAACUGUCAAAUAUUCUGUCGGCCGUGGCUAUGGUGGAAGCAGUGGGGGUGGAUAUUAUGGUGGUUCCUAUGGUGGGACCUUGGCUCUCAUGCCAAGCGAACCAAGCACCAUCUGCUACUCCUGCAAUUAAAUGAAGAUGAGGAAAUGACCCAGAAUCCCUGGACAACCAGUCCAGCAGAAGACGGACUCAAAGACUGAAAUUUCAUUGAUGGACCAAGCUUUCCUUUGCCUGCUGAGAUGUUCUGAGUGAACCACUGCCUCGGCAUGUCUGCCCUUGAAUUCUCUGUGUGCUCCACUGUGUCCCA
Messenger RNA from Anolis sagrei ordinatus, 1844 nucleotides. RefSeq lists its product as uncharacterized. NCBI's taxonomy places the organism in Eukaryota, Metazoa, Chordata, Lepidosauria, Squamata, Anolidae. The record is from RefSeq and is a predicted model, not a curated record.